Mobula hypostoma (lesser devil ray) is the source of this 7785-nucleotide messenger RNA. RefSeq names its product microtubule-associated tyrosine carboxypeptidase-like. The coding region runs from base 2983 to 4386 and encodes 467 amino acids. Lineage: Eukaryota; Metazoa; Chordata; Chondrichthyes; Myliobatiformes; Myliobatidae. The record is from RefSeq and is a predicted model, not a curated record. The transcript has 9 exons.
UACAAUGGAAUUUAUGAAAAACUGCACAUAAAGACUGAUAAACAGCCAAUGUGUAGAAUAAAAUAAAUUGUGCAGGAAACUGUUUCUGAACCUGGUGGUGUGGGACCUAAUGGAUCUGUAACUUCUAAUCUGUUGGCAGCAGUGAGAAGAGAGCCUGGCCUGGAUGGUGGGGGUAUUUAAUGAUGGAUGCUGCUUUCUUGUGGCAGUGCUCCUUAUAAGUGUGUUCAGUAGUUGGCAGGCUUUGCCUGUGAUGGACUGGGCUGUAUCCACCACUUUCUAUAGGCAAGUCAUCACGGUCAAAGUUGACUGAGCUACCUGGUCAUUGACUAGAUGGGAAAGGGAAGUACUGAGGGUGAACAAGGUUAAAGGGAGAGGUGAUAUCCUGUCAGAGAGGAUUUAAUCUUCAGUAUUAGCAUUCUGGAAAUAAAGUGGCUAUGAAUUCAGUAGUAAAUCCAUACCAUAUAAUUUCAUUCAAAUAUUCAAAGUACAUUUAUUAUUAAGUAUGUAUGUAGUACACAACCUUGAGAUUUGUCUUCCCACAGAUAACCAAGAAACAAAGAAACACCAUGGAAUCCGUUUAAAGAAAAAAUAUCCCCCACGCAGAAAAAAUGUGCAGAGGGAGAAACACAAAAUUGAAAUAGUCCAGGCAUAUUCAUUUCAGCUCAGUUCAUUACCUGCAGGCUGCCUCAGUCAAAAUCACCCAAAAUAUCAAUAUCACCCCACUUGAUUUUAUUCCCAGAGUUAAAGAGCUGAAAAAUUCAGAAAUUCUCUUUGAGAGUUCAGCAAUUCCUGCUACACGGGGUUACAACAUGGUGAAUAAUGCUUUUCUGGUGUUGGCUGAGGCAUGGAUAUUGGUCCAGGGACAACAGACAGCUUCCCUGCUCAUCUUCAAAUAGAUUUUAAUCUCACUGGAAUUUUAAGUUGCUGUCAGAGGGCAGACAGGAGCUUAAUUUAACCAGUGAUGCAAAUGACUAGAUAUGGGGGUGUCCAUUGAAAACCAAACCAAAGGCUUUAUGAGUCAGAAUUAGGUUUAAUAUCACUGACAUAAUUCGUGAAAUUCGUUAUUUUGCGGCAGCAGUGCAGUGCAAUACAUUUAAAAAACUAUAAAUUACAAUAAGAAGUACAGUUCGAAUAUAAAUAAGCAGUGCAAAAAGAGCGAGGUAGCGUUCAUUGUCCGUUCAGAAAUCUGAUGGCGGAGGGGAAGAAGCUGUUUCCAAAACGUUGAAUGUCUGUUCCUUAUGAGUUCUUUGGUUUUGACCCUCAUGAAAGACCGUUAUGUUUCUUUGGGGCAGAGUGACUGGCAUCUCGAAACAGUCCCUUAUAAGCAUUAGCUUAUGUUUUAUACUUCACACCAUUUAAUUCAGUGUGAAACGUUUUCUUGGAAUCAAACACACAGACCUCGAGCCAACUUUCAAGUGGCAAAGCGACAAUAGAACAGUCACAGAAAUUAGGGGGUGACGUAAAUCAAGGUCAGUGGUUGCAGAUAGUUAUAUCGAGAAAUGGCGGUCUAACACUUUAUACUAGCAUGCAGUUUAUACUAACAAACAGCGUCGAACUAGGUUGGGCAAUAUAGUGUUAUCAAAUAGCUGUCCUCUUUAGAAAUCAGGAGCUGCGAUCAACGCAGCCUUCUCUGAAUGUUUUUCCUAUCCCUUGCCUUUGAAUGUACAAAUCGACUCGAGCCAUUCUAAAUCGAGAUAUGAUUCCCAACAUCUACGAUACUUGUAAUCUGGUUCUUGGUGGACGCCGACCUGUAGCUCGAACCCGCCCUAUAAAUCGGGACGGGCUGAGUUUGAUCCGACCCAAACUGACGGGACGAGAAGUCUCCUCGGUACUGGUAAUAAGGAUCGUAUGUCUGUCACCCGUUCUUCGCGGAGGCUGAGACAACAGCAUUUAACUGGUCCUACAUCACAAUAUCUCAGUGUGGAGACUGGAUCACGCCAUUAUACUGAUGAAGAAGAUAAGGCGUGUUACUGGUGCAGUGGGCCUUGAACUCCUGCUGACCAGAACCCUGGUGUAUUUUGCCAACGCUUGCCAUCAUGGCUGAGGAUGCCUCCCAGGGCUGAAGGCUGCGCGAUGUUCGAGCGGAGUGAAGAGAAGGGAAACUCCGGGCGUUUUUUUGUCCUGAUUGCAAUUUUAAACAAAAUCAAUAAACAACGGCGAAAUUGUUGAUACGUAAUUGCUAUCCCGGCAGUUUCUGGACGCUGGUGCUGAACGAAGGAUAGGCCGGACUGAAAUUGAACGCACCGUGUCAGUUUCACUGCUGGGCGGGGGAAAUUGUUCUCCAUACAUUCAUCCAGUCGUUUCCAGUGCACAGCACCGCUGCCGGGCUGUCCUCUCCGUGGAGGGGGAAAUCGACAUUUCCGUGCCCGUAUUUCCUCUUUCUAAGUUCUGCAGCUUUGGAAAGGAGCGAUCGGCUGAGUUAAUAAUAGCCAGAAGCUGGGGCUGUCAGUCAGUGCAGCCCGCCGCUCCCCCCUUUAUAUCUCUCAAACCUUUCCCGGUUCUGUCUUAGAUCAGCGUCUUCGCCGUUUCCACCAGCCGGAAUCCAGUUUCCCAGAAAGCCGCCGGAAUCUGGGGUCCUCUCCAACCCUUGGCAGAAAUUAAAGAUCGCGACGGAGGACGUUUCAACCAAACCCAUUCCUAUUGUCUCCGUGCUUAGUCUUUUGAGAGCAUACUUUUGUAGCGACUGUCAUUUUCACAGUACUCCCCAGCAGCACUGGCACCACGUUGUGAACUGCUGAAUUCAGUGAGGACGAGGAAGAAGGCUCACCUUCCAGAAGCUAAUGCAUAGAGGGUAGCCGAGUGGUGUGACUUGCAUGUGUGGAGGACUUCGUCCUUCCAACUCCUUGAUUCUUUGCUGGGUCUUCUUGGUUUUAGGCCUUCUUGAUUUUGGCUCUUUCUAAGUCAUGAAAGAAUUAUCUUUUGGAAAUCUAUAACGUGAGGAUAAAGUUCAACUUCCCACGGCGUUACUUCCUGGAUUUGGCGAUGGUCCUGGAAGCGGCAGCUCCACCUUUGGCCAGACCUCAAAGCAGCAAGAGCGCCAGCACUGGAAAGCCACUGAAGAAAGAGGCUGAGAGGAAGACCAGCGAGAGGAACGGGAUUCGGCCACAGGGCAACAUCUUGGCCGUGCAGCGGGAAGCGCCUUUGAGGGCUAUAUCACAGACCUCAGCCAAACUGGGUUGUGAGCUGAAGGUCAACAGGUCGUCAGCACUGGGGACUAGCCUCGUUAGUAACGGACAGUGCAGCUGGAUGAGACGGAGCGAAAGUUCAUUCAGCGUGAACAGUGCUGGCUCCAGUUGCUCCCGAGCCAGGAUAAGGAAUGCCACAUCCCUCCCUCAUAUAGCCCGACAUAUCCCACAGGAACCACCUCCAGCUAAAAGCCCGUGCCUCUUGGUGGCGCUGAGACCGAUGAAUGUUGACAAGGAGAAGGAGACAUUUUUCAAAUCCAACUACACCUAUAACCCUCAGUUUGAGUACUCAGAACCUCUCAGCAGUAGCAUCAUGAGCAAGUACAGUGUGGCCUCUGAUCGCUUCAUCGAACAGGCUGUACGAAUCAUGCAGAGUGUGGUCAAGAUGUAUGGCAGCUAUGAGAAUUUUGAAGAGGCUACAGGGGGUGCUAUGCUAUCAAAGAGCAAAAUAUGGACCUGCAUCAGGAGCUACAUGCGUAAGGAAGGUUGCUCUGGAGAGGUGGUGGUGCGGCUCAGCGAUGACCUGCUGUCUCAGGCGGUGAUGAUGGUGGAGAACUGUCGGCCCACGCUCACCAUCAACUUGGCGGGAGCUCGCCAGCACUGGCUGGAGGGAAUGCUACGGCAUGAAAUAGGCACGCACUACAUUCGAGGAGUCAACAACAGCCAUCAGCCCUGGCACAGUGCAGCAGGUAGGAAGCAGUAUGGUCUGAAGCCAGCUAACCCAACAGAAGAAGGCCUGGCCAGCUUGAACAGCGUCCUGUACCGCAAGUACCCGUUCCUGUGGCGGGCCGCUCUACUCUACUAUACUGUCUUCCAGGCCAGUCAGAUGUCUUUCAGCCAGCUUUUUGAAGACAUUGCUAAGUUUGUCAUGGACCCAAACACUCGAUGGGAGUACUGCGUUCGAGCCAAGAGAGGGCAGACAGAUACUUCUAAAACAGGCUGUUUUAGUAAGGACCAGGUGUAUUUAGAUGGAGUAUUGAUGUUGCUUCGAUACCGGAAGACUAUUGACUUCAAGAUGCUGGCAGCACUGGGAAAGGUUUCAUUUGAGGAUGUGGAACACCUGAAGAAAUGCGCCAUCCUGCAGAACACACGGAUCCCCCACUUCAUGCGCGACCAGGCACGCUACUUGGAGCAGUUACACCACAUUACUGCGGUCAACGGCCUGACGGACGAGGAGCUGCUAAGGCUAAUCCCCAAGUAGACCGUGCUGACAGUGGAGGUGUCAGGGGUGGAAGGGGGGUCCUCACAAGUCCCAGCCAGCUUCAUUUUUAAAUGCACUGUCACAGCAGCAUGCAUGUGUAUCUGCGCAUGCACAAACACACAUAUACACACAGAGCUGCACACAUGCAUAUAAACAGACACAUGCACAUAUACAUCCACUGCACACAAAUACACACACACUUACAUAUAGACGUGUGUACACCCACGCACAAACACAAAUGCAGAUACACACACACAUACAUAACAUGUACACAUAUAGACACAUAUACUCGCUUUCAUAAAUAGACACACACACCUCACACAUGUGCACAAAUAGUUACAUGCACACGUAUAUAAACACACACAUAGACCACCAACACAAAGGCACAGAGGCCUUAGUUUUUUUUUGUUGUGGUGCAUUUGGGCAUCCAUGAAGAUUUGUAUGGGAAAAAAUUGUGGAUUUGUAACCACUGAAGCCAAAGCCUGGAGCUAUAGCUUCACCCCUAUGACUUAUGUCCUUCGUGCCAUGUUUUUCCUAUUUAAAAGUAUUUAUUGUUUGCAAAGGUGAUGCUUUUUAAAGAAAAUUAUUUUAACUACUUGCUGGAGAGUGGAAACAAAAGAAAAAAUGUGGGAAAAGAUCAUCCAGUCACACCUGUAUCAAUGUCAAAUAUUCAGUUUAUCUGUGAUUAGGUCUGUUUAACACACACAAGACUUUCCUCAGUCCAUACCCAAGGAUGUCAAUGGUUGAGUUUUCCCUUUCUGCCAGAGGCAUCGCCCCUUUCAACCAAUUCCCUGUUUGUGCUUUGAAAGCAUGAAAUAAGAACUUCAAUAAGAACAAAAAAAAACAGAAAACAGGUUGAGAGCUAAAGAGGAGGACGAGUCUGUGGCAUUUGGGUGGCAGGGAGAUUGAAUGGCAAGUGGAUAAAUGAAGCCAAGCAAUAUGUAGGAAAGGUAGAAAAAUGAAGGCGCAGAGGAAUGGGAAUGGGAAUAGAAUUUUGACAGGAUGGAAAGUGUAAGAAAUCUGGGAAAGAGGAGAAAGAAGUACGUAUUGAUUAAUAGGUGUGGACUAUUGCAGCAGUGAAGUACCACACACAAAUCCCAUCAAAUUAACUAGUUUGCUGGUAUUUGAUUCACAGUAUUGACCUGUAGUAAGGGUGAUGGGCAUACUUUUGAAGCUUGACAAUAACAUGGAACUCCUAAGUGUAGUUAGGAACAUGAGGUGUGCGUAGACUGUAAAAUCAUCAAACAAGAUUUAAUGCAGGGAAGUGUGAAGCAAUAUGUUGUACUACAAAGAUGCUGGAAGGACAAUAUAGCUCAAACCUUUCCUGUCCUGUCAGGUUUCUUCUUCUUCUUCAGCCCUUUACUUCUUCCACCUUUUACCUCCCACCUCCUCACUUCAUUUCCUCUUUCCCCCACCCCCACCCACCUUCCCCCUCACCUGGUCCCACCUAUCGCCUAUCAGCUUGUACUCCUUCCCCUGCACCUUCUUAUUCUGGGUACUUCCCUUUUUCUUUCUGGUCCCAAUGAAUGACCUCAGCCCAAAACAUUGUCUGUUUAUUCUUUUCCAUAGGUGCUGCCUGACCUGCUGAAUUCUUCCAGCAUUUUGUGUGUAUGGCUUUGGACUUCCAACAACUGCAGAAUCUCUUGUAUUUUUGAAUUAAAUGGGAAAAUACUAAAGGUGCUUUAGGAGCAGACUGAGUGAUCUAGAGAGGUGGCAGAUCAGUUUGUGAAGGUCACAUAGAAUUUAAGGUGCUAAUUAUGGGAAGUUAUGUUAAAACUGUGCUCAGCUUCUGGGCAUUACAAUAGGAUGGAUAUAAUUGAAUGGGUAGAAGUUUAUUCAGAGAAAUAAAAGAGGAACUUUUGUUGCCUUGUGAGAUUUUGUUUCUUAAGGCAAAAGAUGUUUGGUAAUCUGAUGGAGGUGUUUGAUAAUAAUGUACAAUCAUGAUGUUAAUUAGGGAGGUAGUUGUGCUGGAUAAUGGAAGACGCACAAUGUCAUCAGAAGACAUAGAUUGAAGUAUGUUGGAUAAAACACCAGUGUGUGAUUAUGAAAAACUUCGUAGAUUGUUGUGCUCUAGAGUCAGGUAGCAGAUGGAAGCUGAACGAAUAAUGUUCAAAAGAAAGUUAGAUAAAGCUUGAAGGGGAACCCCACAAGGCUAUGGGGAAAGGCCUACAUAAUGGGCUGAUAGUCCUUCCUCUGUGAGCAUCCUUCUGCGAUGUUUGACAGACCCUGACUCAUGCCAUAUUUAGGACCGUAGUAAGGUUUCUAAUAUCUGCUGAUGAAAGUGAACUGAAAACACAGAGAACUGUGUAAUAAAUACCAUCUAUCAUGAUGUGUAGAAAACUCUGUGGAUUAAAAAAGACAAUCAGCUGUUCAUAGCUGGGGAAUCUGGUGUCUGGUUUCAGUUAGACACUUUCAGAUAUAUCAAUGAGUUUGGAGCUCAAUGGGCAACAGCUCCAAUAGCAGCUGUGCUGGUAAUAUUAGUUCCUUUUGCCGGUGCUGAUAAUGUAGACAUCUGGGAUGGGGUCACUAUGAGUAUUCAGGCAUAGAUCCCCACCAACUGUUCCACAAACCCAAGGCUUUUCUCCCUCAUGGAUGGAUUUUGCCUUUCCUGUCCUUCCCUCUUCCCAAAAAUUUGCUGGGUUUUGUUCAGUUUUGGGUAGCCCCAACAUGUCUGGGAACCCUCACAGUUCAUGUAGUCAUUAACUAACGGUGGACUAACCAACGACACCAAUCAUUCUAUAUCCUCAAGACAGCCACCUCUUUGCAGAGCAGUAACAGUGUCCCGGCUCAGAAUGAACAUUGGGUAUUGCUAAUAAUCCUUAGGGUUAAAUGAAACCUUUAAAGACUGGCAUCAGCAGCCAAUAAGAAUCAAAGAUUAAUCUUCAGGAAAUGAAUGUGAGGAUUCUUGUGUGUAAAAUAAAAGUCUUUUUAGGGAGAGGGGGUUUUCAUUUUUUUAAGAACUUAUUUAUUGGGUUGUUGAGGUUUUGCAGAUUUGGGGAACUAAAAGCUGUUUACAUAGGGUGGGGGAUAAUUGGAGAUGAAAGAACCUGCAAUGAAACUUUCAAAAGUUGACAACUGAGAGUUCACACCAAGUGUGAAACCUUGCUGUUUCUGGGGGGUAUUUCCGGACAAUUGGUCCGGAACUAAGUGCUGAAUGCGUUUUUUAAAAAAGAUUUUUAAAAAUUGUCAUUAUUAAAGGGGUUUUCUGGAAGUUUACAUUCCAAAUUUGAUUAUUACACUGAAAAAAAUAUGAAAGAAGCUGAUUUCCCAAUCAGGGUAAUGUACAAUUAUUUGAAUUGAUCAAAUGUCCAUCUCGCUUUAUUUUAGUUCCUCAAGAUAUCAGACUUUGUCCUAACAUUUAAAUGUUGAUUGUACUCAAUAAAGUUGCAUCCAUUUGCA